AAUACACAUAGUAAAUAUUUUGUAUUGUUUGAAUAAUAAUAACAGGAAUAUUAAUUGACAUGAAAGGUUGUUUCUAAGCCGGUUAAAUUCGAAGGACUGUUUGAACCAAGGAUACGUGAUGGAUGGGUAUCCAAAGACCCUUGAACAAGCUAAGAAUCUAUUUCUGGUUAGCGAGGAAAGUUUAGAAAAAAUCGAAGAGGAAUUCGAGGACAAAAAUAUCAAAGUUACAACCGCUAACAUAACGAUUCUACCGGAAUUGGUCGUAGUUUUGGAAGCGAGCGAUGAGUUUUUGAAGGAACGAAUUAUAAACCGCCCAGAAAGAGAAAUACAAAACACGCAUUAUACAGAAGAGCACAUGAUACGACGCAUGAGAAAAUAUAGGUAUAUUUAUAUGAUUUUUUAUAACAUCGAGAUAAAAAAGUACCUUUGAAAAAUAUUUUAACUCACGGGAAAUAUUAUAGCUCAUUUAUAUCAUAAUAAUUUUGAUGAGUAAAUCGAUACUGAGACUGCAGGUGAGAUUGGAAGACAUUAAAGUUCGAUGUAAAA
This is a messenger RNA of Pogonomyrmex barbatus (red harvester ant), 546 nucleotides long. Its product is annotated as adenylate kinase 7. The record is from RefSeq and is a predicted model, not a curated record. NCBI's taxonomy places the organism in Eukaryota, Metazoa, Arthropoda, Insecta, Hymenoptera, Formicidae.